CAGGGGGCCCGCAUCGGAAAUGGCGAUGAGGAAUAUCUAUAGAGAAAAAAGAGGGGGUGAUUGAUGAAACGACCAGGAGCAGCCAAGUCACACACAUUAAGCAAAUCUAGACUCCGAGGGACGAGGACGAAGCAGUCGCAGUGCCGAGAAGCGGUUUGGUUGAGAGGGAUAGUUUUGGAGAGCGGCGCUAUACGAUUCUCACACAAUCUGGGUGCUGCAGCAGCAGCUGCUGCUAAGAGGGGGAGCCAAGAGCGAGGAACCCAUCUGAGGGAGCUUGAGCUUGUGAGGAAAUUGUGUAACAAUGGCAGCAAUGGCGGCUGCGUCCGCGUUGGUGAUGGGGCAGCAGCCCGCGUUGCACAUGGUGCAAGGUGAGAGGACCAGUAGCGGCUAUGCCGGGUCUGCGUCUAUGAUGCAUUUGCGACGGACUGGGGUUGCAGCUGUUGCUCUGAGGCCCACAUUUCGGCAAACCGCGCGAGGUUCCCAUAGCCGCAGGUCGUUUGUAGCCGCCGCCGUUGGUGGUGAAGCUGGAUUUGAGAACGAAGACAACGCAGCCAUCGAGAUCGAAGGCGAUGGUGAGGAUAGCGGAGAGAUUGAAAUCUCGGGUGUUUUGGAAGCCACCGAGGAGGAACCAGUUCUCUUGGAACCCCCGGCCAAUUCCAUCGAUGAAGGCUAUGUGGAAGCGCUCAAUGAUGGCACCCUGGAACCAACUUCCAACACAUCCUCGGAUUCAAGUUCGGAGGAGCAGUAUGAGGAUGAUGACGUUGAGGAUUUGAAGCAGCAGCUAAUCGAUACUCUCUAUGGUACGGAGAGGGGCUUACGUGCUAGCAGUGACACCCGUGCCGAGGUUAUUGAGCUUAUAACGCAGUUGGAGGCGAAGAAUCCCACAGAAGCUCCCACAGCAGCUCUCACUCUCCUGAAUGGAAAGUGGGUUUUGGCGUACACGUCGUUCUCUGAGUUGUUUCCGUUGUUGGCUGCUGGAAAUCUACCACUGGUGAAGGUUGGGGAGAUCACACAGAUCAUAGAUGCGCAGGCGCUCACUAUUGAGAACUGUGUGUCAUUCGAAGGUCCUGUGACUGCCACUUCUUUUAGUGCUUCUGCUUCGUUCGAAAUUCGCAGCCCAAAACGUAUUCAGGUAAAAUUUGAGGAGGGAAGCAUAUCCGCCCCGAAGGUUUCAAACUCCGCUGAGAUUCCUUCAAGCUUGGACAUAAUGGGGCAGAAGAUCGACUUUUCCGCCGCCAAGGGGUUGUUGAAACCGCUUCAAGACGCUGCUAUGACAGUGGCUAGAACCCUCUCUGGGCAACCUCCGUUGAAGUUUUCCAUCCCGAACGAUCGGGCACAGUCUUGGUUGUUGACUACCUACCUUGAUGAGGAUCUUCGGAUCUCACGUGGUGAUGGUGGCAGCGUUUUUGUGCUCCUCAGGGAAGGAAGUACACUGCUUUAUUGAGCAGCUCUCUGCGAUUGCUGGUAGAGAUAGCAAUUCUUUAUUUUUAGCCGCGACAGUGGUGUGCCAUGAUCUCUUUAUGUUGCUGCAGCAACAGGUUGUCUCAUAGAAGAGCAAAUGGUUCUCUUUAUUUUCAUCCGUAUAUACUCAGCACGGACGUUCGUUUAGGUUAGAUUAGCGGUGUAACGUGACAUCUUGUGCAGUUGUACUGUAACUUUGUUAACUCUUUGGGGUUUUGCCCAGAAGAGGAUUAUAUAGUAAAGUUGAUUUAGUCAUUAUUUUUUCGGAAA
Molecule: messenger RNA, 1731 nt
Organism: Physcomitrium patens
Lineage: Eukaryota; Viridiplantae; Streptophyta; Bryopsida; Funariales; Funariaceae
Product: putative plastid-lipid-associated protein 2, chloroplastic
Source: RefSeq, a predicted model, not a curated record